AUGUCUCCUAUGAAAGUUGCAGUUGUCGGUGCCAGUGGUAAAGUUGGGCGUUUAUUAAUAGGUCAAUUGAAGGCAAACAACAGUUUUUCAACACCAUUGGCGAUCGUUAGAUCACAGGAUCAAGUAGAAUAUUUCAAGAACGAAGUGGGUGUUGAUGCUAGUUUGACAGAUAUAGAAAAUGCUCCCGUUAGUGAGAUUGCAGAUGCUAUUAAAGGUUAUGAUGCCGUGGUCUUUAGCGCAGGUGCAGGUGGUAAGGGAAUGGAAAGAAUUUUCACUGUUGAUCUAGACGGGUGUAUCAAAGUUGCUGAAGCAUGUGAAAAGGCUGGCAUCAAGAGAUUUGUCCUUGUUUCAGCACUCAAGGCGGAGGACAGGGAAUUUUGGUGUAAUAUUAAGGGUUUGCGUGAAUACUAUAUUGCGAAAAGAUCUGCUGACCGUGAGGUUAGAGAAUCCACCUUGGAUUACACUAUUUUGCAGCCUGGAUCGUUGGAAUUAAACAAAGGUACUGGCCUGUUGCAACCCCUUGACAAGCUAGAAGAAAAAGCUUCUGUUAACUACUCUAUUAACAGGGAGGAUGUAGCUUCUUUUAUUGUGGAAAGCUUGUUACACCCGAACGCAACGGUAAGGAAAACUAUUUCAUUGGUAAAUGGCGACGAGCCAAUGGAAAAAUUUAUUCAGAGUUUGUAG
Messenger RNA from Saccharomyces paradoxus, 684 nucleotides. RefSeq lists its product as uncharacterized. The transcript has a single exon. The coding region runs from base 1 to 684 and encodes 227 amino acids. NCBI's taxonomy places the organism in Eukaryota, Fungi, Ascomycota, Saccharomycetes, Saccharomycetales, Saccharomycetaceae. The record is from RefSeq and is a predicted model, not a curated record.